Laccaria bicolor S238N-H82 is the source of this 657-nucleotide messenger RNA. RefSeq lists its product as uncharacterized. Bases 1 to 657 code for a protein of 218 amino acids. Lineage: Eukaryota; Fungi; Basidiomycota; Agaricomycetes; Agaricales; Hydnangiaceae. The transcript has 9 exons. The record is from RefSeq and is a predicted model, not a curated record.
AUGCAUCUCAUCACUGUCAUAGAUUACAAGCAGGACAUCGACAAGGUGGCUCUGUUAUAUCUGUUCUCACUUACUCAAGAUUACGACAACGGUCACGACGCCCAAUGGUCCGGAGUUCAACAUGCUGAGAUGUGCCCAGGACUACGUAGACGUGCGGUGCUGUUUAGCGCGGAACGGAAGAAGUUGGUCUGUGCGGUUAGCUACAAACCCUUGUCUGAGACUGGUUGGAAGGACUACACCAGCCAUGACGUCGGCAAACUGGAACUACAAAACCUUCGCAUUCAGGACCUGACUUGGAUGGAAGAGUCGAAAUCGCAGUGGGGUAUUCCUAGUGCGGUGCUUCGAACGUGUGGAAGUUGGCGGUGCAAAUGCUCUUUGGCUGGCAAAGCCGUUAACCGUACACUAACAAAGUCUGGUAGAGGACUUGCUGGCCCAGGUGGUAGCAACCCCAUCCAUCUAAGCAGAACUGGAGAGGAAAGGCAAAACGGCUGGCUAGCCAUGACGACAAUGAAGAAAAGGGCCAACUUCGGUACGGACAACCCACUUCUUCAACCUUCUAGUCUUUCAGUUACCGUAGUUCGAGUCCUCUGCGUGGUCAAUGAGGGAAAAUGGCGUCGUGGAAAGAAGCCCGCUGCUGAGGAGACUUGUCUGUGCUAA